ACUGACCACUUUGCACACUGGCAGGUCUGAAUCAAAUUGAUUCGCACUAAUCAAUCAACACAUUCCUGUCUUUGUAUGUCUCAAUAUAAUCGUUGUAUUUAAUUAAAUCCAUUUAAAAUAAUCUUUGUCUGAAAAUUAAAUAUGAUCCUCAACUCCGAUUCCCCUCCAGUCAGUAGACGGCGAUGUGCGUCUUUCAGGCGACGCUGUCAGCGUGACGUAUAAUCUAGUUGACGGUUCUUCAGAAACAGCUCGUCAAACACCUCCGUACCUUGCUCGCCAACAUAGCUGAAAGAUUCAAGCUAUUUAUACGCUUUUGGUCUAUAUUAGCUACUGUUUUUUAUGCACACUUCUGGCGUUUCAACUUGUUAACCUAUUUAAUUUAAUAUUACGUUAUUUUGUAUUAGUCAGCUAUAGUAUCUGGCUGGUUAAGUUAGCACUAGCCUAGUCGCUAAUGAUAUCUAGCUAGCUAACAUCCCCGACCAUGAGCUCCCUAAACUACUCCCCGCCUGUUAAAGAAGAGGGGGUCUGCUGGACGGAGAAAGAAGCUCUGGGGCUGAACAUUGUCGUGAAAGAGGAUGUCACAGUAAAACAAGAAGUAGAGGGUGAGGCUGUUACAGUGAAAGUAGAAGAGAAAGACGUUUCAGUGAAAGAAGAGGAAGACGCGUUCAGAGUGAAAGAGGAGGAGGAUGUUACAGUAAAAGAAGAGGAUGCAGUUUUUGGAGUGAAGAAGGAAGGGGAGAUUACUGUCACAUUGAAAGAUGAAGAGGAGGAGAUAGGAGAUCUGAUUAACACCAGAAAGAGACGUGGGUCCUCUGGGGAGCCUCAACAACAUCAUGAUGCUGAUGAGGCAGAGAAGAGUGUCUCCACAUCAGAACUCCUCAAGAAACACCAUAGGAGACCCACAGGGAAGAAAUCUCAUUGCUGCUUUGACUGUGGGAAACGUUUCAAAUCUCCAUCAGAACUUAAAAUACACCAGCGAGUACACACAGGAGAGAAAUCUCACCACUGUUUUGAUUGUGGGAAGAGUUACUUAAGAUUAAAAUCACUAAAAGUACACAUGAGAAUUCACACUGGAGAGAAACUUUACAGCUGUGAUCAAUGUGGAAAGAGUUUUACUAUGUCAAGUCAUCUGAUGAUACACCAGAGAACACACACAGGAGAGAAACCGUACAGCUGUACUCAAUGUGGGAAGAGUUUUACUCAGUCAAGCAACCUGUUAUCACACCAGAGAAAACACACAGGAGAUAAACCUUAUAGCUGUGAUCAAUGUGGGAGGAGCUUUACUACAUCUAGCCAUCGGAUUGUACAUCAGAGAACACACACAGGAAAGAAACCGUACAGCUGUACUCAAUGUGGAAAGAGUUUUACUCAGUCAAGCAACCUGUUAUCACACCAGAGAACACACACAGGAGACAAAUCGUAUAGCUGUAAUCAAUGUGGGAUGAGUUUUAUUCAGUCAUGCACCCUGUUAUCACACCAGAGAACACACACAGGAGAUAAAUCUUAUAGUUGUGAUCAAUGUGGGAAGAGUUUUACUACAUCUCUUCAUCGGAUCGUACACCAGAGAAAACACACAGGAGAUAAAUCUUAUAGCUGUAAUCAAUGUGGGAAGAGUUUUACUCGGUCAAGCAACCUGGUAUCACACCAGAGAACACACACAGGAGAGAAACCUUAUAGCUGUGAUCAAUGUCGGAAGAGUUUUACUUCAUCUAGCAGUCUUAUUGUACACCAGAGAACACACACAGGAGAGAAACCUUAUAUCUGUGAUCAAUGUGAGAAGAGUUUUGUAACAUCUAGCCGUCUUAUUGUACACCAGAGAACACACACAGGAGAGAAACCUCAUGGCUGUGAUCAAUGUGACAAGAGAUACUCUGAUAAAAGAUCCCUGAUCAAACAUCAGAAAAUACAUACAUGAAGGAGUUGUUUCAUGAUAUCAAUGAAAUGUCACAAUGUAGAAGGUUUUAACAUUGUAGUAGGAGUAUUUUAAUGAUGUCAUAAUGUAGAACAUUUUAACAUUGUAGUAGGAGUAUUUUAAUGAUUUCAUAAUGUAGAAUGUUUUAACAUUGUAGAAGGAGUAUUUUAAUGAUGUCACAAUGUAGAAGCCUAAAUGUUUGUCCCCUGUUCUAUUGAUUUCAGCCAGAUAUGGACAUUAGCAUCAGAGGGAAAAUCCAGGCUCUGAAUUGAAAGUACUAUUUAUGUGAUUUAACAAAAGGUGACUAACAUAUAAAGAGCUGUGUUGCACUUAUAACAUUGGUGACCCACUUUAAUCAAAAUGUAGCUAGAUGUUUUCUACAAAUGGUCCUCUCACCAGAGAUGUACACAUUACUCCCAUAUUCUGUGUGGUUUUUGAGCUGUUAGUUUUAACAGGACGUGCAACCUUCUCUCACACAAUUGAUUUCUUCAUGAUUUAAUUUUACCUUUAUUUUACUAGGCAAGUCAGUUAAGAACAAAUUCUUAUUUUCAAUGACAGCCUAGGAACAGUGGGUUAACUGCCUGUUCAGGGGCAGAACAACAGAUUUGUGCCUUGUCAGCUCGGGGAUUCGAACUUGCAACCUUCCGGUUACUCGUCCAACGCUCUACCCACUAGGCUACCCUGAUAUCGAUGAGUUAUGACAAAUAAGUGUUGCGUUCCUUUGUUUAGCGACCCCUACAUUUAAAUGCAUCACUCCAAAAUGUAGCUGACUGUCUUCAUGUAACAUUUAGUAAUCAUAAUUAUUUAUGCAACCUGCUGACCAUUUUGGGUACAAUUAUAUUGACAUUUUUGCCCUGCUUUUAGAAUAUCAGGGUUCAUUCUCAGAUGUGCCAACACAAAGGUACUAGAGCAUGAUUUUGGGGACUGGGCCCCGAUCCAACAACAUGCAUAUGGAGUGAACCCUGAAAAGAGAGAGAAGCUGCGUAGUGAGGUGGAAAGUUACUAUGGAUAUUGCAGGAGUUUCCUCUUGAAAUCAGACAUGUUCGUUUUAAGGAAAACUUGCUGAUUGUCUCAAGGGUGGGCACUCAAAAUGUUUGUGUAUUGUGUUUAGCCAGUGCGUUGCCAUGGAUCACAAUUUAUUAUGACUGCACUGUUUUUCCUUAUUGGAGAUGAGUUUUGUUUGGGCUCGUUCCAAUGGGACGAGAGUUCUAGAAGCUAGUGAGUUUUAGGAAGAUGUGAAUUCUAGUAGCUAGUGGGAGAAAACAUUUUUUUAAAUUUGUUUUUAAUUGUUGACAGCCAGUAGACACAAUGUUUAUAUUAGUGAAGGUGAAGCAUUGUAGUUGAUUAUAAUUUCAAAAUUAGUUUUAGGAUUCGCGAAAGAAAGACAGAACUAAUACGAUUUGUAUAUUAUUAUUUAGAAAUACUUGUUUUGUCUUGUUUUUAAUUGUUACCAGGAGGUGAAGCAUUUUAGUUAAUUUUAAUAUGAAAUGGAAGUUCUUUUCUGUUGGUGGUGAGAACUUGUCCAACAAAAAUAUAGGAUAUAUUUGUUGUCUUAAGGGGGAUGUGUUUCAGGCUUUGGUUUUUCAAUUUUUGUUUUGAGGUUGGACUUUAGCCCGUAUAGCUUGUUAGCACGGUGAGGGAAUUUUCUGUUAAACCUUACUAAUGCUUGUGUAGUAAAAUAUAAUUCUUUAAGCCGAAGCAUUGGGCUUGAGAUUGGUAAAGAACCUAACUCCUAUAACAUAGAAAAGUGUGUUGAUAGAGGCCUGUUCGGGGUGUGUAGAAUGAACCCAUGAUGUUCAGACACUUAGCCAAGAAUAUGAAAGGAACUGACUGGUUCUUCUUGAUCCUCCACAGAGUAAAGGUUAUAUCCUGCACACCAGAAACAGAAAUAUUGUUUUGGAGCCUGUUUCUGGGGAAAGAUUGUGUUUGAGAAAUCAGAAUUAGCUAAGUAACAUAGAUAAUUAAGAUGUCUUAUCUGCAGAAUAUGCUGAUACGAACUAUUGACCUCUUGCUAUUAGAAUGUCUCCUUUCUGAAUCUGGUGUUGGCAGCCGCACUUCCUCCCUCAAAUGGGCCUCAGUCACCUUGGGUCUAGAGAGGGGAGAAGUCAGGCAUAUCCAUCACAUGUCCCUGUUGCUAGGCCGAAUAUCAGUAUCGAUCACAUGUCCCUGUUGCUUGGCAGAAUAUCAGCAGGGAGUAAGGCAAAGGAGAUCAGAAGAAAACAUUGUUUCCAUUUUUCAACUGUGUGUUUAUUGCAAACCAUGUGAAGGGAAGGCAUGAGUAAUGGGGAACCAAUCACUUGUCUCCACAAUGUCUGUGCGUCAGUCACCUCCUUUUAGGGGUAAGAUUGUAUUUGGGGCCCAAGAGAGAAUAAAGUAGACGGCACGCGUCAAAGUUAUUGAUUUAUGACCCCGCGUCAUGAUGACGUGUACAUGUCCAAAUAUGGGCCUCCGGCCAUCCUGUUUCUGUGGUCAGGUGUUAGAUGGUGUGUGUUAUUUUAUAUCUAUAUUGCAUCCUUUGAAGUAGUCAUGGUGAUUGAUGUCUAGGGGCCUGGUUGAACUGGGGGGGUUGAGUGUUUGAACUUUUGGAACGUGUAUGUCCACCACCCCAGUUUUAUUGCCCUUAUGGUUGUUAUCUGAUGAAGCAGGAAUGUCCUGGGUAUUGUCUGUGGCAUAUGCAUUAUAAAUAUCCAGAACAAGGCCUGCGAGUUUUUUAAAUAAAGGCCAGAAUAUUAAACAUAGAAAAUAUGUCUCCUAGGCCAAUUCUCGGGGUGCUCUGCAGCUCAUGUCAUGAAUCCAAUGACAAAAGCCUGGAGGAUGUUUUGCGUAAGGCUCCAGAAUGUUUUAAAGGAUUUUUGUGUACAAGUGAGGGGCAUGUGUCAUACAUAUUCCAACAUGAGGAAUCUACGGUUAAGAUAUUCACAGACAGCUUGUCCCAACCCUUUUAUAGGGCAGAACCCGAGAGUUUUUCUCCAGCGCUAAGGAUGAGAGAAUGGCUUAAAAUAAGACUUGCGCUGUGUCAAAUUGAACAGGCCCUGAGUGCUUCAAGUCUACCCGGAUAUGCGUUGGAAGAACAGGUCUGCGGACAAAAUGACCUGAUGGCCCUAAGAGUCGCUUCAAUGGCGUAUACCCCGGACUCCAGAGUGACAAUUUUAGCAUGUGAACAAUUUGAUAGUGCAAAUGCGACGAAAACUGUCAUUUCAUAUUUAUAUUCCAAAGCAUGCAAGGAUGUAAACUUCUUUAUACCAAUGUUUAGUUUUAAAUGGCGGGAUUAACAUAUUUUCCGAACACUGAUGAGUAAGCUGGACAGUCUUUUCGAAAAUCGUGAACAAUUACGGCGAUGGCCGAGGUUAUCGUUGAGACAUACCCAGGACCCACAAGGCCGAAGGCGGAUCUUUCCCUGGAGUGAAAACGUCCGGAGCUUCAAUGGAGCGGGCAAAAGACUUUGCGAUGGUGAAUUGGAAACGGAUAAUGGUCAGGGCUAACCGGACCCUUUAUCUGUAAGAAAUAGUACAAAAAAAUGCUGAAUUAUAACGUGUGUUAAAAUGUAUGUACUAAAUACUCAGAAUUAAAUCAUUGUUUUUGAAAAGGUAUCUCACCAUUUAACGAAAGGGGAAGUGGAAUUUUCUCUCAUGCUAGGGUCUGUCGCAGACAACAGUAAUAUCUGAAAAAACAUGUAUUAUUUUAUAGUAUUUUCCUACAAUGGUAUGUUAUGAACAUUACGGGUUAUUAAAUUUUGUAAUAAUGUACAA
Oncorhynchus masou masou (cherry salmon) is the source of this 5661-nucleotide messenger RNA. RefSeq names its product zinc finger protein 501-like. Gene Ontology annotation, molecular function: DNA-binding transcription factor activity; RNA polymerase II cis-regulatory region sequence-specific DNA binding. Gene Ontology annotation, biological process: regulation of transcription by RNA polymerase II. NCBI's taxonomy places the organism in Eukaryota, Metazoa, Chordata, Actinopteri, Salmoniformes, Salmonidae. Bases 482 to 1915 code for a protein of 477 amino acids. The transcript has 2 exons. The record is from RefSeq and is a predicted model, not a curated record.